CUGAUAGACGGCACUGACUGGCAUCACUGCUGGGCACUGACUGGCGGCACUGACUGGCACAACCGCUGGGCACUGACUGGUGGCACUGACUGGCAGCACUGCUGGGCUGCACUGGUGGGUGGCACUGGUGGGCAGCACUGGUGGGUGGGCACAGGUGGGUGGCACUGGUGGGCACAGGUGGGCGGAACUUGCGGGUGGCACUGCUGGGCACCGAUCAUCAGGGCACUGAUCAUCAGUGCCCUGAUGAUCGGUGCCGAUCCCCGCUCUGACAACUGCCGGUUCUCGGCAGUACUUUCCUCACGAUCUGACAGCGUGAGGAAAGUGCAGCCGAGACUCGGCACUUGC
Staurois parvus is the source of this 345-nucleotide messenger RNA. NCBI's taxonomy places the organism in Eukaryota, Metazoa, Chordata, Amphibia, Anura, Ranidae. The record is from the annotation of a GenBank genome assembly.